This is a messenger RNA of Coccidioides immitis RS, 846 nucleotides long. RefSeq lists its product as uncharacterized. The record is from RefSeq and is a predicted model, not a curated record. Gene Ontology annotation, biological process: replication fork processing; resolution of meiotic recombination intermediates; kinetochore assembly. Lineage: Eukaryota; Fungi; Ascomycota; Eurotiomycetes; Onygenales; Onygenaceae. The transcript has 2 exons. Gene Ontology annotation, cellular component: Fanconi anaemia nuclear complex; FANCM-MHF complex. The coding region runs from base 1 to 615 and encodes 204 amino acids.
AUGCCUCCUCUCUCCAAACGCAAAGCUCUCCCUUUCAAACCCCCGCGGUCUAUCGCGGCGACUACCGAGAACGCAUCCACAUCAGCCUCGAAACAUGAAUCCGUCUCAGGUUCCGGAAAGCCCCGCAAACGAACAAAGACACAGGCCGUUGCUGUCACCCGUUCUCCGUCUCCCCCACUUGUAUCCGAACCUUCACAAUCCCCGGCAAAUAGGCUACGCUCUCCUGAACAUGGCGACUACCCCACACGUUCUAUCGACUCAUUAUCCUCAGAGCCAGAAUAUAUCCUCGCAGAAAUCACUGCUCCUAAAGAGGAAAAACGACAAUCUCUCGAAACCUCCGAACCAGACUUUCCACCCAAACUCCUAGCUGCUAUCAUUCAUCAUCACAUGAAAAGCAAGGGCGAGAAGAUGCGGAUAAAAAAAGACGCCAAUAGAUUAUAUGCAAAGUACAUUGAUAUUUUUGUGAAAGAGGCCGUGGCGAGAGCAAUUCACGAGCGACGAGAGAAAUUGAAUACGGAUGGAAUUGAGAGGGAUAGAUCCCGGAGGAUACUGGAUAGUUAUUUGGAGGUCGAGGAUCUGGAAAAGCUGGCGCCCCAAUUGCUUCUUGAUUUCUAAUGGAAUCAUCGGAAUACUUCAAAUUCAUACACCAGCAAUCGAGUCUAUCAGAGUGGCUAUGGCAAAUUGACAGUUCCUUUUUUGGAACGCUCUACGAAACCCCUUCGUUGGAGAUAAAGCUCCUUGACGUGUGGUACUAUAUUAGACCUAGGCCUGCACUAUUUCAUCGUGCGCAAGAGUCUCUAUCCGCUUGAGCGAGUGAUUUGUUUACAAAACCUCCCUCGCAUGGUU